Molecule: messenger RNA, 1695 nt
Organism: Cyphellophora europaea CBS 101466
Lineage: Eukaryota; Fungi; Ascomycota; Eurotiomycetes; Chaetothyriales; Cyphellophoraceae
Exons: 1
Coding region: 1-1695 (564 amino acids)
Source: RefSeq, a predicted model, not a curated record
AUGUCGGAGUCCACUGUCGAGGUGGAGGAUUUUGCAUUCCAGCAAUCUUCUCCACUUUCUCUGCGUCAAUCCUCAGUACUCUCAUCCCCGCCUGCGCCUCCGCUCGGUGAUCCGGUCAGCACCAACUUCGACUACAAUCUGACAGAAGACCCAUUCAAGACCGACGACCGACUACUCCGACCGAGUGCCAGCAUACGCCAUGGCCAGCUCACGGAUGACCGCCGCAUUUCAGGCAACUCGUCUAUAUCGUCGUUCCCUGCAUCCGUGCUACGCCACGAGGAUGAAAGAACACCGUCCGUGUCACCAAUACACUUGAGGCAUGGCUCUACCGGUAGCUUCAGCAAGACUCCCUCGCCGCGGCGAAACAGAGGUUUCGGUUCCGCAUUCAGACAUCCAAGUAGCAUCCGCGAGAUGCAGCUGAACGACGACACAGGCGACGACACCGAAAGCGUCAUGUCGCACCACAGAAGCGGAUCACGCAUGUCGGUCAGGAGCCACGGGAGCAGCUACUCGACGAACACCUCGCCGUCGAAGCGCAGCAGUCGCAGCGCUCAGAAGAGAGGCAGUGGACUGAAAAAGGAGUUUCCCCUGGUCCUACUACAUUGUACCCUCCUUCCACCAGCCAACAACUGGCUCGGUCCAGCGUGCGACAAAGACCUGUUCGCCGCGCUCCUACCAGAGCCGUACCGCCAACGCUGGACCCAGCUUCAGGACCGCCUUGGAAGUGCGGAGCUUCGGUCUCGGGGUAUUCUUCUCCCUCAUCCACAAGAGGACUAUGAGCUCUUAGAAGAGAGGCUACUCGAGGCACUUGAGCUGGAGCGGCCGCGAAUCCAGAGCAAUCACUAUUUGGAGCACGCUGGAGACAGUGGAUUCGAAAGCGGUAGCCAAACAGAAAGCGACGUCGAUGUUGAAGACAAAUGCCCGGACUGCGGAAAGCACUUGCGCACCGUCGCAGACAAGAAGUGGGAGAUCAAGGUAUUUGCAGCAAACGGGCUCAUGCGAGGCGCCGCUUGGUCUGCAGCUUGGAGGGACAUGGAGAAAGUCGAUGUGGAGAUUGGCAUGUGGAUGCCGGAGGAUAUCCGCCAGGAGAUGGAUACGAGGUUGGACGCGCUGAAAGCCGCGCAGGAGGAGGCUGAGGUGCAGCAGGAGCAGAGGCAUGACCAGGCAGAAGGGAUGUUCAAGGACCGGCGACACUCGUACGAGAGACAGGAUCCUGACCGCCAUGCCCCGGCGCCGGAAGCAGUACCUCGACACGAAGCGUCAACCCCUCAGAGCACUCUUCAGCUCUUCGUACAGGAUCGCAGAAAUAUUGCCAUUGUCAUUCUCAGCAUACUCGUGUUGGUCUACGCGGUACUGAACGCCAGAGGUCAAGGGGCAUCCAGCGCACCAGCUGGCGCAAACAAGGCACCCAACACUACCCAUAUUACGAGCACGGAGGUCUGGACCACAACAAUUGUUGCACAUGACGAGACAACAAGUCUAGGUACAAUCGCCCAAGGUGGAGCCGAAGCAGCAGAUCCGGGGACUCUUAUCUCUGCUAAGGCGAGCGAAACAGAGGCCCGGACCGAGGAGACCCAUCCAGCUGAAGCCACCGGGGCGCGGGAGUUGGAUCCCCAGGUUGGAGACGUCUCAGCUCGCCACGAAGCUGCUGAAUCGCAUACGAGCGACCCAGGAAACGCCGAACAGGACCAUUAA